Ornithorhynchus anatinus (platypus) is the source of this 1156-nucleotide messenger RNA. RefSeq names its product mitochondrial ribosomal protein L50 (gene MRPL50). The record is from RefSeq and is a predicted model, not a curated record. The transcript has 2 exons. NCBI's taxonomy places the organism in Eukaryota, Metazoa, Chordata, Mammalia, Monotremata, Ornithorhynchidae. Bases 16 to 720 code for a protein of 234 amino acids. Gene Ontology annotation, cellular component: mitochondrial large ribosomal subunit; mitochondrion.
UGCUUAACGAACACCAUGAAGAAGAAAGAGAGAGGAAGGAAAAACAAGGAUCAGUUCCCAAUCCCCAAACGCUUUGCGAAAUGGAGUAGCGUCUGCCGCCGCUGGGAACUACAAGUCCAGAGAUGCUCCGCAGCAACAACUUCCGGCCCUUCACCCGCCAUUCGCCUUGAAUUUAAAGGAGCCGCCGGGGGGCGCUUCCGGUUGUGGGCGGAGUCAGCUCCCCUCUCUUCGCUAUUCAAGAUGGCGGCGGGCGGUCUGUUCGGCGGCCUUUUGAGGCGGUCGGUCCCCGUGGUCCUUGGCCGGUCCCGGAGGGCUUUGUGGGGGCUGUCCAGAAAAGAAAGAGAGCCGCCUGUGAUGGAAGCAGCAGAAGAGGUAAAGGAAGAGCCCACCCUGGCAUGCCCCCCGCCUCCGAGCCGCAAAUACCUCCCGCCCGAGGAUCUCGAGAGUCGUCUUGAGUCUCUUGUUAAGGAAGUCUUUGGGGCAUCCCUUCCCGCAGACUGGCGAAAAGCCACACUGGAAAAGAGUCAACUGAAGUUUCAUCUGCUAGCCCAGCUAGCUGAAGAAUUGGGCCACGUGGUGCCCAACUCCAGGCUUCACCAGAUGAACAGCGCCCAGGACGUUCUCGCUUUUUAUAGCAUUCCUGUCCAGGACCAAUCGAAGUUUGAUGAGCUUUGUUCCAGUGAGCUCCCUGCCAACCUGAAAAUCACUUGGGAAUACUGAGCUGCCUAGAGGAAGCGGCACCUUCCCCGAAGGUUUUUUGGCAAAAGAUCCACCCUCGAGUCUGUAUUUAAGUGUGCUGUUUUUUUCUAAAAUGGGGUGACUUUUCUUUGGACACCAGGGCAUCUUGGUCCCAUUGGGUAGUGCUAAAUCUGAAGCAGUGCCAACUUUACGUAAAGGAUUAGCAAGUACAAAGUGUAGGCUGAGCAAGAUUGUCUGAAGAUUUGAGAAGCAAUGAAAAAAAGGCAAAUAAAACUGUAAUCCUUAGAAAAUGACAAUAUAAUUCAUUCAUUUCUUCCAGGAUUUGGUGAAAAGGAAUGAAAUUCUAUUCCAGAUUUGGUUCUCUGGAAGUCAAAUGAUCAGAAUCCUGAAAUGCAUGUUUUUUUAAAAAUAAACUCACUAUUAAAUAAAAUAAAUCACCAAGAAUAUUUAACAUGCA